CCUCUCACUCUCCCCCUCUCUCCCUCUCUCUCUCUCUCUCUCCAGGACCCGAGGAGUAAACACAAAUUUAAGGUCCAUACCUACUCCAGCCCUACGUUCUGUGACCACUGUGGAUCCCUACUCUACGGGCUGCUACACCAGGGCAUGAGAUGUGACCAUUGUAUGAUGAACAUCCAUAAGAGGUGUGUGGCCAACGUUCCCAGUCUGUGUGGAACAGAUCACACUGAGAGGAGAGGACGCAUCCAGAUCACCGCCGAUAUCAAGGACAACAAACUCACUGUCACCAUCCAUGAAGCCUGUAACCUGGUGCCUAUGGACCCAAACGGUCUGUCUGACCCCUACGUGAAGCUCAAACUCAUCCCCGACCCCAAGAGUGACACCAAGCAGAAGACCAAGACCAUCAAGGGGAACCUCAAUCCUACCUGGAAUGAAACUUUCAAAUUUCCCCUGAAGGACUCUGAUAAGGACCGUCGUCUGUCGGUGGAGAUCUGGGACUGGGACAUGACCAGCAGGAACGACUUCAUGGGAGCGCUGUCCUUCGGCAUCUCAGAGCUCCAGAAACAAGGAGUGGACGGAUGGUUUAAGUUGUUAUCUCAGGAGGAAGGAGAGUACUUCAACGUUCCAGUUCCUCCUGAGGGGGAGGAGGGAAACGAAGAGCUGCGCCAGAAGUUUGAGGUGUGU
Salvelinus fontinalis (brook trout) is the source of this 681-nucleotide messenger RNA. RefSeq names its product protein kinase C beta type-like. The annotation marks the transcript as partial. NCBI's taxonomy places the organism in Eukaryota, Metazoa, Chordata, Actinopteri, Salmoniformes, Salmonidae. The record is from RefSeq and is a predicted model, not a curated record. The transcript has 5 exons.